This is a messenger RNA of Eremomyces bilateralis CBS 781.70, 1320 nucleotides long. RefSeq names its product aldo-keto reductase-like protein. Gene Ontology annotation, cellular component: cytosol. The transcript has 2 exons. Bases 297 to 1226 code for a protein of 309 amino acids. The record is from RefSeq and is a predicted model, not a curated record. NCBI's taxonomy places the organism in Eukaryota, Fungi, Ascomycota, Dothideomycetes, Eremomycetales, Eremomycetaceae. Gene Ontology annotation, molecular function: aldose reductase (NADPH) activity.
CAUCAGUGGUAGCUACUUACUGGACCCUUCUGCCAAACUGCCAAUGUCAAUUGGAGUGACACCGAGACUGAUUGCGUGCUACAAAUGGAACCAGCCACCUGAUCCUACUCAUUCUCCAUGGAGCUCCCGUCAUGAUUACGGGCUAAUACCGCGCCCUAUGAGCGAGGCUCCCCCAAAUCAUACGGCAAGAGGGAACUCCUGAAAGCUGGCCGUCAUUCCAUCGUUGCUUGCCCAGCCGACUCCGCGAGCAAUAUACUAAUACCGUAUCUGAGAUUUUAUUCCCUCAAUACACAAUCAUGGCCGGAGAAACCGUAGCGACAGCGCUUGCAAAGGCCAUAGGCAGGCCAGCUUUCAUUUAUGGCACAGCGUGGAAGAAGGCCGAGACGACGAGAUUGGUCCAAGAAGCCCUCGCCUCGGGCUUCACAGCUGUCGAUACCGCUGCUCAGCCGAAACACUAUCGGGAAGACCUCGUGGGAAAGGCGUUGAGGAACUCCUUCGAGUCCGACAUUAUCAGUAGAGAGAGGCUUUUCUUACAGACGAAAUUCACCGCACCUGGCGGACAAUCCCUCUCGAACAUACCGUACAACCCAGAUGAUGAACUCCAGGUUCAGAUCGAGACCAGCGUGAAAUCGUCUUUCAGGAACCUUCGCCCACGAGAAGAGACCGAGUCGGAAAACGAAACAUAUAUUGAUUGCUUGCUCUUGCACUCCCCGCUGGACACUCUCGAAAGCACCGUACAAGCGUGGAAGGUAUUGGAAUCGUACGUCCCCAAGCGGAUUAGGCAUCUCGGCAUAUCGAAUGUCGACUUGCAGAUACUGCAGGGGCUCUACGAUAGUGUCGAGAUCAAACCGGCAGUUGUGCAGAACCGGUUUAUUCCGAUGACGGGCUACGAUGUGGAGCUUCGCGAAUUUUGUGCAGAUAAGGGCAUCAUGUACGAGUCUUUCUGGACCUUGACUGGCAAUCCGAAUCUACUCCGGCUUGAAUCUGUACAAGAUCUAGCAGCGAAGGUCAGAGUGGCCCCUGAAGUCGGUUGUUACGCCCUAGUUAUGGCACUCGGCAUUACAACCUUGAACGGAACUACCUCGACAGAACACAUGAAGGACGAUCUCGCUGGGGUUCUCAAGGUGCAAGAAUGGGCAAGCGAACAUCCAGAGGAGUGGCAGAAGGCUAAAGAUUCCUUCCGUACUUUUAUUGGAGCUAUGUCAAAGAUUGACACAUUAGGGUAAUUACACGCGCCUGGUUAUACGACUGACUGUCCCGUUCAAGUGCAGAUGUAAAAGUAUAAUAUGCCCAUAUAUCGUAACUUAAGACAAUUGACUC